Molecule: messenger RNA, 408 nt
Organism: Monascus purpureus
Lineage: Eukaryota; Fungi; Ascomycota; Eurotiomycetes; Eurotiales; Aspergillaceae
Source: the annotation of a GenBank genome assembly
AUGGCCGAUGCAGAACUUGAAGAGAUCAGACGCGCACGUCUCGCGCAGCUCCAGCAACAGGCCAGUUCGCGAGAAGGGAACGGAGGCAGCUCCAACCAGGAAGAACAGAGAAAGCAACUCCAAGAGCGCCGCAUUGCUAUUCUAAACCAGAUCCUUGAACCAGCAGCUGCCGACCGUUUAGGCCGUAUUCGUCUCGUUAAUGAGUCACGAGCAGCAGAUAUCGAGAACAGGCUCAUCAUGCUAGCCCAAACGGGUCAACUACGACAGAAGGUCACAGAGGAACAGCUCAAGGAAUUACUGAACGCUGUCGCAGAGAACAAUCGGAAAGAGGAAGAGUCGCAUAAAAUUGUGAUUAAUCGCCGCAAAGGCGGAUGGGAUGAUGACGAUGAUGACUUACUGAAUCUGUGA